This is a messenger RNA of Sinocyclocheilus rhinocerous, 4864 nucleotides long. RefSeq names its product E3 ubiquitin-protein ligase SMURF2-like. Gene Ontology annotation, cellular component: cytoplasm. Bases 339 to 2642 code for a protein of 767 amino acids. The transcript is spliced from 20 exons. Gene Ontology annotation, biological process: negative regulation of BMP signaling pathway; proteasome-mediated ubiquitin-dependent protein catabolic process; protein ubiquitination. NCBI's taxonomy places the organism in Eukaryota, Metazoa, Chordata, Actinopteri, Cypriniformes, Cyprinidae. The record is from RefSeq and is a predicted model, not a curated record. Gene Ontology annotation, molecular function: SMAD binding; ubiquitin protein ligase activity.
UUCAGUCGCAUUUUCCCUCGAGGUCUCCUUGCAAUGGCAGCAGAACCCGAGCGCGGCUCGUUCGUGGAAAAUGCGAAGAGCUUCAGGAGGUCUUUGUAAGCGGAUCUUUUGAGGGCACGUCGUGGAUUUGGUAGAAAUACGAGGAGCGCGUUAAAAGCCGCGGCGCGGGUGUAUGUAUGUAUGUAGACAUGGCAGGGCUGUGCACAUCCGGGCCACAGGACCGUGACUCCAUUAUUUUCUGUUCACUGUGAAACUCGCGCUGAGGGCAACCAGAGAGCAACUCUACAGCACGUUCAACUCGUUUUCUGUUAUAAUCAGCCGGGAUAAGGGUCAAGGACAUGUCUAAUCAAGGAGUUAGAAGAAAUGGACCCGUGAAGUUGCGUUUAACAGUUCUGUGCGCAAAGAACCUGGUGAAGAAAGACUUCUUCCGACUGCCAGACCCCUUCGCUAAGGUGGUGGUGGACGGUUCAGGGCAGUGCCACUCAACAGACACAGUGAGGAACACGCUGGACCCCAAAUGGAACCAGCACUAUGACCUGUAUAUCGGGAAGUCGGACUCCAUCACCAUCAGCGUGUGGAACCAUAAGAAGAUCCAUAAGAAACAGGGAGCGGGAUUCCUGGGAUGCGUACGACUCCUCUCCAACUCUAUUAACCGACUCAAGGACACAGGCUGUAAGUAUCAGCGUUUGGACCUGAACAAGUUGGGGCCCAAUGACAGCGAUACCGUGAGGGGACAGAUAGUAGUUAGUCUUCAGUCCAGGGACAGGAUAGGCUCCGGAGGGCCAGUGGUGGACUGCAGUCGUCUGUUUGACAACGACCUGCCUGAUGGCUGGGAGGAGAGGAGAACUGCAUCUGGCCGGAUCCAGUAUCUGAAUCAUAUCACACGCAGCACCCAAUGGGAGAGACCUACUAGGCCUGCAUCCGAGUACUCGAGCCCCGGCCGGCCACUCAGCUGCCUGGUGGAUGAGAACACGCCCAUCAUGACGCCCAACGGGGCAGCAGUCGUACCUGCAGAUGACCCCCGGGUGCAGGAGCGGAGGGUUCGCUCUCAGAGACACAGAAACUACAUGAGCAGAACUCACCUACACACACCGCCCGACCUGCCUGAGGGAUACGAGCAAAGGACCACGCAGCAGGGUCAGGUGUACUUCCUGCACACGCAGACGGGCGUCAGCACAUGGCACGACCCCAGAGUGCCCAGGGAUCUCAGUAAUGUGAAUUGUGAGGAGUUGGGCCCAUUGCCUCCAGGCUGGGAGAUAAGAAACACAGCCACCGGACGGGUGUACUUUGUGGACCACAACAACCGAACCACACAAUUCACAGACCCGCGUCUCUCCGCUAACCUGCACCUCGUCCUAAAUCCCAGUCCGAAUGGCUCCCGUGGUCCCGUUGAGGCUCAGAGCAGCAGUCGUCCCGGACAGCUGAAGGAGCAGGCUCAGUCUGUCAUGUCUCCCGGAAAUCUCCCCGAGGACCCUGAAUGUCUCACGGUGCCCAAGUACAAGCGAGAUCUGGUGCAGAAACUGAAAAUCCUGAGACAGGAGCUGUCCCAGCAGCAACCGCAGGCAGGACACUGCCGUAUCGAGGUCUCGCGUGAGGAGAUCUUUGAGGAAUCAUAUCGGCAGGUGAUGAAGAUGAGGCCGAAGGACCUGUGGAAGAGGUUGAUGGUCAAGUUCAGAGGAGAGGAAGGUCUCGACUAUGGUGGAGUCGCAAGGGAGUGGUUGUACUUGCUGUCGCAUGAGAUGUUAAAUCCAUACUAUGGACUGUUCCAGUAUUCACGAGAUGACAUCUACACGCUACAGAUCAACCCGGACUCUGCCGUCAAUCCGGAGCAUUUGUCCUAUUUCCACUUUGUGGGGAGGAUUAUGGGAAUGGCAGUUUUCCACGGGCACUACAUAGACGGAGGCUUCACUCUGCCCUUCUACAAGCAGUUGCUGGGGAAACCCAUCACUCUGGACGACAUGGAGUCAGUGGAUCCAGAUCUCCACAACAGCCUCGUCUGGAUCCUAGAGAAUGACAUCACUGGGGUGUUGGACCACACGUUCUGCGUUGAACACAAUGCAUACGGAGAGAUCAUUCAGCAUGAGCUCAAACCCAACGGCAAGAGCAUCCCUGUCACCCAGGACACCAAGAAGGAGUAUGUGAGGCUGUAUGUGAACUGGCGGUUCCUGAGGGGCAUCGAGGCUCAGUUCCUGGCCCUGCAGAAAGGCUUUCAUGAGGUCAUCCCACAACACCUACUCAAGGCGUUUGAUGAGAAAGAGUUGGAGCUUAUUGUGUGUGGACUCGGGAAGAUCGACAUCAAUGACUGGAAGUCAAACACCCGUCUGAAGCACUGCACACCUGACAGUAACAUCGUGAAGUGGUUCUGGCGGGCCGUGGAGUCGUAUGAUGAGGAGAGGAGAGCCAGACUGCUGCAGUUUGUCACCGGCUCCUCCAGAGUCCCACUACAAGGAUUCAAAGCCCUGCAAGGUGCUGCUGGACCACGUCUCUUCACCAUCCAUCAGAUCGACGCCAGUACCAACAACCUGCCAAAAGCACACACGUGCUUCAACCGUAUCGACAUUCCUCCAUACGAGAGCUACGAUAAACUCUACGACAAACUGCUGACGGCCAUCGAGGAGACCUGCGGCUUCGCUGUGGAAUGAUCGUCCGCCGCCGGCGCUCGCAGAGGAACCUUUCUCCAGGCGGGACAGACCUGUCAGUCAGCCGGCAGAUGUGUGGGCCUCACGAGGAGCUCAGACGGAAAGGCUGAGGAAGGGUGGAUUAUCCCGCAGCACUCGACGCCUGAUGCUGCUAUACAGAUCUUUCUGCAUUAUUUGAAAAGAAGAGAAGAAAACAACGUAUCUUUUCAGCUGCUAGUAACUCUUGUACUUACUAUUUUGGAACCUCCCCUUCCUCUUUUUUUUGUUUUUUUUUAUAAAAAGUCCAUAAGAUGAUUUUUAGCAUUAAGACAACAUAUUAACAGUAUUUCGUGUAGCAUUUUCACAGACUAUAGACUUUAGGAGAGGCCGAACUUUAGCGGGGCACACAGAACAAGAGCGUUCAGGCAUAAGCUAACGCAGAAGCACUACUGUCCUUACCGAAGACUAGACGAGAGGAAGAAGCCAAUGUCAACUAAAGACUAAGUUUGUCAUUUGGAACUUGCAAAGGGUGCUAAUCUUCGGCCCACUUGGACUUCAGCAAGCCGCGAGAUGAAUUUCCUUUCGAUCAAGGAACUGGGCUCCACUGGCCUCUUCUGGGCUUGCCCUACACCAGACGCCAUCUUGACUGCUCCAUUCCUCAAGACUGGUGUCAUCCGCAGACUGAUUUAUAAGCCUGUUGAACGUGAACGAACGAAUACAUGAAUUCUUAGGUAGGUAGGUAGUCUAGCUUUAUUUUUUUACGGCGUGAGAGGACGAGGUAAAAAGAAUAAAAUUAUACAGAUAUAAUAUAUUGGCAUCGUCACAGGAACCGUUGCCGAUGUUUCCAGAGCAGAAAAUGAAGUUGUGCCCAUUGAAAAGGCAUCAGUGAGGUUGGCAUUGGCUUGCUUUGAAUGUUCAAAUUCCAUCUUUUUUUUUUUUUUUGUAAGUAAACUUGUGAAGAAAAACAUUUUAAUAUGUUGCAUUAUUGGUGUCAACUUUUUGGUAAACUGUAUUCUUAUUUGUCUCCGAUGUCAAUCGAACCCUUUAAAAGAUUUAAAUAUGAUGCAUAUGUAUGAGCAUGUUAAUGAGAUGUGAAGUGUCUUCCAUUUCAUACCUUCUCAUUAUAUUUCAUAAAAGAAGAAAUGUAACCGUUUACCCCUCAUGGAAAUCAAGGGAGAGUAGUGUCCGUAUUCUUAUUUUUGUAAUUUAUUAUUAACCCAUUGUAGUACCAAUUUACUGAACAUUUUUACCAUGAAAAAUGUCACUGGCCUUCAGUGAGCAUUACAGACGAACUGCAAGAAUCACUGUACUAAAGAACAAGAAACAAUUCUGUCUUUUAUAGAAAUACAUCAGCUUUAGGGGUAAAUCUAGCAGAAAACAACAAAAGCAUGUCUGAUGUGCUCUUUGUAAGCCUCUGAAAUGCACAUCUUGAAAACCUGUUCCUUCAAGAUUAUUAAAAGAAACUGCAUAAAUAAACACAUGCGGUUUUAUAUAAUAUAUAUAUAUAUAUAUAUAUAUUGAAUGUUUCUGAGAUGCUGUCUGUCUAUAGCAAUCCUCUAUGACCAUGGACUGUUGUUAAGAGUUUGCAUACGCUGAAUAUGAGCUAUACAUCUUUUGUUAUUUUUUUUUAAUAAAUUUGAGUGUGAAAGGUCGUGAAAAAAAAUAAAAUAAAAAAAAGUCCUUUGGACAGAUAGUUAUAGAAUAUUGUUCAUAUAUGUGGGUCACUGACUGUCAUUUAUCUUUAAUUUAAUUAGAUUUGAAAGAAAAAAAUACAUUUUGCACACACACACUAUAUAAUGGCUGUAUAUAAUAGGCAAAAAAUAUAUAUUUACCAAACUCUUUAUGGACUGAAUGAUUAUAUAUUUCAUUUAAAUCUGGUGCACACACAGAUCUCUUCGUCUUCUCUUAACAUUUUUUUAUUUGUAUAGUUAAACAGACCUCCAUAUGGAGUGGGUCGUUCCUUUACAGCAUGAUUUACUAGCAACACUUUUUAACUUAAAUAGCUGACCAGUGCAAUUUGCUAAAUGUAACACACACUCAUUUUUUUUUGUAAGAGUGUUUUAUUUUUGUGUGUAAUUAGAUCUGAUUAAACGUGCCUUCCUGAUGGGAUCACUGUGGCCGCCUGCUUCUGUAUGACUGUGUCCAAAUAAUCCAUGAAAUAUAUGGUUUUAAUGUUUUUCAUUGACAUAUCAACCAACCAUUUCAGUAAUCGAGUUAAAGAGGGGAGAAUUUCUAUCACUGAUUCU